Molecule: messenger RNA, 1701 nt
Organism: Rotaria socialis
Lineage: Eukaryota; Metazoa; Rotifera; Eurotatoria; Philodinida; Philodinidae
Source: the annotation of a GenBank genome assembly
AUGGAUUAUAUAUUCGGGCAACCUAACGAUUUUCCACUACGGAUUCUUGUUCCUAGUGAUGCUGUUGGAGCUAUAAUUGGUAAACAGGGUUCAACGGUUAAACAAAUCAAACAAAAAACUCAUGCAAAAAUUGAUGUCAAUAAAAAUGAAGCAUCAAAUAUACAAGAGCGGGUGAUUGCAUUUCGGGGUCAACAGGAGAAUUGUGUUCAGGCAUGUCGAGAAGUACUUGGGAUUAUGCAUGAAGAUGCUACAAGCAAAAAUAAAACUAAUGAUAUUAUCUUAAAAGUGCUUGCACAUAAUAAUUUUAUCGGACGAAUUAUUGGCAAAGGUGGUAAUAUAAUAAACACCAUAAAGAAAGAAACUGAUACAAACAUAACUGUAUCCAGUAUAAAUGAAUUAAAUUCAUAUAAUGUUGAAAGAAUAAUAUCAAUCAAAGGUGAAAUUGAUCAACAAAUACGUGCACUUGAAACAAUCUAUACAAAAUUAUGUUUGGCCUAUGAAAAUGAUAAUGCUCGCGCAUGGAACAAUCCAGCAUCUCAAUAUCAACAGCAACAACAACAACAACAACAAUUGAUGCAACAUUUUACUCAACAAGCAGUAAUGAUGGCUGGGGGUGCUAAUGGUACUACACCCCUGUUUCCUACACAUUACACUCAACAACAACAACAACAACAACAACAACAACAACAACAAUCGAUAGUUCAACAGACACCGACAAAUAAUAGUAAUAAUUCAUCGAGUAAAUAUAUUGAACAAUCACCUCAUCCAACAACAAUGUAUCAUCCAUCUUAUUACCCACCAAUAUUUCCGGUUCCGGGCCCUUAUUAUAUGUCUUAUCCACCAGCAACGGGUCACAUGGUUCCUCCCUAUCCUAAUCAAUAUGGAACUUUAGGAGCUAGCGCAAAUGGAAAUCUUAAUCUUCUUCAACAACAGCAACAUUCUCAAUCGAUCGCACAUUUAUCUCAAAGCGCACCAGCUGCUAAUGAAACUGUUCAUUUAUAUGUACCGAAUACGGUGAUUGGAGCUAUUAUUGGUACUAAAGGUGUUUUUAUUAAAAGUAUUAUUAACAAUUCAAAUGCAUCAGUUAAAAUUAGUCCGCUGAGUCCACAUGAAGAUCAAAAUAAAAUAAUCGAGCGACAAGUAACUAUCUCUGGUACACCUGAAGCUCAAUGGAAAAGUCAAUAUUAUAUCUAUGAUAAAAUACGACAGGAAGGUUAUGCCGGUGAUGAUGAAGUUCGACUUCGAGCCGAAAUCUAUGUACCUACAGCAUUAAUUGGACGUUUAGUUGGCAAAGGUGGACAAAAUGUUCGUCAACUACAACAGUCAACAGGUGCAAUUAUUAAAUUACCAGAAGAUUCACAACAAACAUCAGCAAGUGAAGUACCCGUUAAAAUCUUUGGUCCUUUCCCAGCUAGUCAAUUCGCUCAACGACGUAUUCAAUCGAUUAUUCAAAUGAGUCGUGAUUCAAUAAAUACAUCAAAUGAAGAUAGUAAUAAUAAUAAUAAUAAUAAUGCUCAUAGCAACGGCGAACAAACAAAUAAUAUCAUCUUGAAUAAGAGAUCAUCGGAUAAUCUCAAGGAUAUUUCGACUAUUGUAAAUGGAAGUACAACUAGUGAUGAUGCUGUUGUUGCUUCUAGUACAACACGAAAUUCUGAUGAUAGUAUAACGGUAGUGGAUGAGAAAAAAUCUAGUGAUGAAUGA